AUGUACGAGAGCGGCGUGGUGGAGGAGAAGAAGGUUUUCGCUGUGGAUGGGUUGAGGAGACCGAGUGCGCGCAAAUGGAAGAGAGCAAGAAAAGUUAUCCCGCAUGAUAACAGAGGUUUCCAUGUGAUUGACGAGGUCGUGUACUGUUGUGUAAGUGGUGGGAAGGUGAUGUGGUGUGAGGCAAGUGAAUUGGAGUGUUUAGGAACCGAGGCGAUCGAGUGGAGAGAAGUGAUGGGCUUGGAGGCUCUGAGAGACCUUAUCCGGGCUUCCAGGGUUGUUAGUUAUGGUGGCGCGUUCUCGGAUUCCUCCAAGUCUUCCAGGAGGUUGCGGACCGAACUCGUACCCGACGAUGCGUUUGCCGGGCACAAGCUGAGCAAUUCUGGUCCCAACAUGCUGCUCUUCUGGGACGUGCUUGCUCCUCAGAAACUGGAGGUCUCUUUGGAGAGACGCAAAGGAGCAGGAGGAGGCGAGAUUUGGGGCAGCGUCGUGUGGUCGGAAGCUGUCAUGACACGCGAUCCUCCUCCUCCGCAUCGCAUGCACUGUAAAAUUCUGCAUUCUGUCUCUCUCAACCUCUGA
Messenger RNA from Microthlaspi erraticum, 576 nucleotides. NCBI's taxonomy places the organism in Eukaryota, Viridiplantae, Streptophyta, Magnoliopsida, Brassicales, Brassicaceae. The record is from the annotation of a GenBank genome assembly.